AUGGCGCACAUCUACGAGGUCGGGACACGGGCCUGGCAGCCCGACCCGACGGAGGGCUGGGUCGCAUCCGAGGUGAAAGAGAAGCUGGUGGACGGAGAUAAGGUUCAGCUGGUGUUUGAGUUGGAAAAUGGCGAGACCAAGACUGUCGAGACCACCCAGGCCGAGCUGCAGGUCGACAACAACUCGAAACUACCGCCCCUGAUGAACCCGGCUAUGUUGGAAGCGAGCGAGGACUUGACGAAUCUGUCCCACCUGAACGAGCCUGCAGUCCUCCAGGCUAUCAAGCUCCGCUAUGCCCAGAAAGAAAUCUACACCUACAGUGGUAUCGUGCUGAUUGCGACCAAUCCCUUUGCCCGAGUCGACUCGCUCUAUGUCCCGCAGAUGGUCCAAGUCUAUGCCGGGAAACAGCGCGCUUCUCAGGCACCUCACUUGUUCGCUAUCGCCGAGGAAGCUUUUGCUGACAUGCUCCGCGAUGGCAAGAACCAAACGAUCGUCGUCUCCGGUGAAUCCGGUGCUGGUAAGACCGUGAGCGCCAAGUAUAUUAUGCGUUACUUUGCGACUCGGGAGUCCUCCGACCAGCCCGGCAAAUACAGCACGAGUCGCGCAGACGCCACCACCGAGACCGAAGAGCAGAUUCUGGCAACCAACCCAGUGAUGGAAGCCUUCGGUAACGCUAAGACAACCCGAAACGAUAACUCCUCUCGGUUCGGAAAGUACAUUGAGAUCAUGUUUGACGAGCGCACGAACAUCAUUGGCGCAAAGAUCCGUACAUACCUACUUGAGCGAUCUAGACUUGUGUUCCAGCCGCUUAAGGAGCGGAACUACCAUAUCUUCUAUCAGCUCGUGGCCGGUGCCACCGACGAGGAGAGGCAGGACCUGGGUCUGUUGCCCGUCGAGGAAUUUGAAUAUCUCAACCAGGGUGGUACGCCAAUCAUCGACGGUGUGGACGACAAGGCCGAGUUUGAUGCGACGAGGAAGUCUCUGGCCACCAUCGGUGUGUCAACAGGACACCAGACUGAAAUCUUCCGUAUCCUUGCGGCUCUGCUGCACCUGGGUAAUGUGAAGAUCACGGCCACUCGUACAGACUCCUCUCUUUCACCAUCGGAGCCAUCCCUCGUGCGUGUCUGCGAGAUGCUCGGGAUUGAUGCCAAUGAGUUCGCCAAGUGGAUCGUUAAGAAGCAGCUGAUCACUCGUGGCGAGAAGAUUACUUCCAACCUCACCCAGCAGCAGGCUGUCGUGGUUCGAGACUCGGUUGCCAAAUUCAUCUACUCUAGUCUGUUCGACUGGCUCGUGGACACGAUCAACCGUGGGUUGGCCAAGGAUGAGGUUAUUGAGCGAGUCAAGACCUUCAUCGGUGUCCUUGAUAUCUACGGUUUCGAGCACUUCGCCAAGAACUCCUUUGAGCAGUUCUGUAUCAACUACGCGAACGAGAAGUUGCAGCAGGAGUUCAACCAGCACGUGUUCAAGCUCGAGCAGGAGGAAUAUGUGCGAGAGGAGAUUGACUGGACAUUCAUUGAUUUCUCCGACAACCAGCCCUGUAUUGAUCUGAUCGAGGCCAAGCUUGGAGUCUUGGCUCUUCUGGACGAAGAAUCCAGACUUCCUAUGGGAUCCGACGAGCAAUUUGUUACGAAGCUCCACCACCACUUCGCUGCCGAUAAGCAAAAGUUCUACAAGAAACCUCGCUUCGGCAAGUCCGCUUUCACCGUUUGCCACUAUGCUGUUGAUGUUACCUACGAGUCAGAUGGCUUCAUCGAGAAGAACCGAGACACCGUUCCUGAUGAGCACAUGGAGGUGCUGCGCAACUCCUCUAAUAGCUUCAUUAAGGAGAUUUUGGACACUGCCGCCGCCGUUCGCGAGAAGGACUCGGCUGCGGUUUCAUCUAAGGCUGUGGCUGCGGCGCCUGGACGUCGUAUUGGUGUCGCUGUCAACCGCAAACCCACUCUGGGUGGAAUCUUCAAGUCCUCGCUCAUUGAGCUGAUGAACACUAUCAACUCUACCGAUGUGCACUACAUUCGUUGUAUCAAGCCCAACGAAGCCAAGGAGGCUUGGAAGUUCGAGGGCCCCAUGGUUCUCAGCCAGUUGCGAGCUUGUGGUGUUUUGGAGACUGUCCGAAUUAGUACGGCCGGUUAUCCCACUCGUUGGACAUACGAAGAGUUUGCCAUUCGUUACUACAUGCUCUGCCAUUCUUCGCAGUGGACGUCUGAGAUCCGAGACAUGUGUCAUGCUAUCUUGCGCAAGGCCCUCGGUGAUGCGAACCACCAGAAGCAGGACAAGUACCAGCUUGGUCUGACUAAGAUCUUCUUCCGGGCUGGUAUGCUUGCCUUUUUGGAGAACCUGCGAACUUCGCGCUUGAACGAGUGUGCCAUUAUGAUCCAGAAGAACCUGCGUUGCAAGUACUACCGACGCCGCUAUCUGGAGGCUCGUGAGUCCAUCCUCACCACUCAGGCCUUCAUUCGAGGAUUCCUGGCUCGCCAGCGCGCUCAGGAGAUCCGCCGAAACAAGGCUGCAACCACCAUUCAGCGGGUCUGGCGUGGUUCCAAGGAGAGGAAGAGCUACACGUCCAUUCGGAACAAUGUCAUUUUGUUCCAGUCUGUGAUGAAGGGUUUCCUCUGCCGUCGGAACAUCAUGGACUCUAUCAAUGGCAACGCAGCCAAGGUCAUUCAGCGUGCAUUCCGUUCGUGGCGUCAAUUGCGUGCCUGGCGACAAUACCGUCAAAAGGUUAUCACUGUCCAGAACUUGUGGAGAGGAAAGCAGGCUCGCAAGGCUUACAAGACUCUGCGCGAAGAGGCCCGCGAUCUGAAGCAAAUCUCUUACAAGCUGGAGAACAAGGUCGUGGAGCUUACCCAGAUCUUGCAGACACUGAAGCUCGAGAACAAGUCCUUGGCUUCGCAAUUGGACAACUACGAAACCCAACUGAAAUCAUGGCGUGCCCGGCAUAACGCGCUUGAGGCACGUGCAAAGGAGCUGCAGGCAGAGGCCAACCAGGCCGGUAUUACUGCGGCUCGAUUGGAAGCAGUUGAGGAAGAGUUGAGCAAGAUGACCCAGACCCAGGCCGAGAACCAGGCUACCAUUAAGCGUAUGCAAGAAGAGGAGCGGGUCACCCGCGAGACGAUCCGCGUGACGAGCGAUGAAUUGGAGCGUCUCAAGAUUGCGAACGCUGAGGCCGAGGCCGAGAAAGCCGUUCUCCGUCAACGGGUUGCGGAGCUCGAGGAAGAGCUCGAAAUCGCUAAGCGAUCGGUGCCUGUCAACGGUGUCAAUGGCGACCUGCAGAAUGGCGCUGCCGCACCUACACCCGCGAACGGUUUGAUUAACCUUGUUUCGUCCAAGAAGCCCAAGCCCCAACGGCGCAGUGCUGGUGCAGAGAGGGUUGGGACGGAUCGCUUCAGUGGUGCAUUCAACCCGCGCCCAGUCUCUAUGGCUAUCCCCGGGCCUGCCAUCGCUCGGUCAACUGCCGCCAUCUCUCCGGGUCUGGACUCGGUGGAGGCCGAACUCGAGAAUUUGUUGGCUGCAGAGGAUGAUCUGAAUGAUGAGGUUACGAUGGGUCUGAUCCGCAACUUGAAGAUUCCCCUGCCCAGCUCGACUCCUCCUCCUACCGAGAAGGAGGUUCUCUUCCCUGCGUACUUGAUCAACCUGGUUACUUCGGAGAUGUGGAACAAUGGAUUUGUCAAGGAGUCGGAGCGUUUCUUGGCCAACGUGAUGCAGUCCAUCCAGCAGGAGGUUAUGCAGCACGAUGGCGAGGAUGCGAUCAACCCCGGUGCCUUCUGGCUUUCCAACGUCCACGAGAUGCUAUCGUUUGUCUUCCUGGCUGAGGAUUGGUACGAGGCGCAGAAGACGGACAACUACGAAUAUGACCGUCUGCUGGAGAUUGUGAAGCACGACUUGGAGAGCUUGGAGUUCAACAUCUACCACACAUGGAUGAAGGUGUUGAAGAAGAAGCUGUACAAGAUGAUUGUUCCCGCGAUUAUCGAGUCCCAGUCUCUGCCUGGUUUCGUGACCAGCGAAACCAACCGCUUCCUCGGCAAGCUGCUGCCCUCGAACAACAACCCGGCUUACAGCAUGGAUAACCUGCUGAGCCUUCUGAAUGGAGUCUACCGGGCUAUGAAGGCGUUCUACAUUGAGGACACCAUCAUCACGCAGACCGUCACCGAGCUUCUGAAGCUGGUGGGUGUCACUGCAUUCAACGAUCUUCUUAUGCGGCGAAACUUCUUGUCGUGGAAGCGUGGUCUCCAGAUCAACUACAACAUUACCCGGAUUGAGGAGUGGUGCAAGAGCCAUGAUAUGCCCGAGGGAACGCUGCAGUUGGAGCACCUGAUGCAAGCGACCAAGCUGCUUCAGCUGAAGAAGGCCACCUUGAACGAUAUCGAGAUUAUUCAAGAUAUCUGCUGGAUGCUCUCCCCCAACCAAAUCCAGAAGCUCUUGAACCAGUACCUGGUUGCCGACUACGAACAGCCCAUCAAUGGCGAGAUCAUGAAGGCCGUUGCUUCUCGGGUUACCGAGAAGAGCGACGUGCUCCUCCUGACUCCCGUGGAUAUGGAGGACAGUGGUCCCUACGAGAUUGCCGAGCCCCGUGUGAUCACCGCUUUGGAGACCUAUACCCCAUCUUGGCUCCAAACGCCACGAUUGAAGCGGCUGGCUGAGAUUGUAUCUGCGCAAGCGAUUGCACAGCAGGAUAAGCUUGGGAUAGAUAACGGGGUGUUGGAGGAGUAG
Penicillium cataractarum is the source of this 4707-nucleotide messenger RNA. RefSeq names its product type V myosin. The coding region runs from base 1 to 4707 and encodes 1568 amino acids. Gene Ontology annotation, cellular component: myosin complex; vesicle; cytoplasm. The transcript has 7 exons. The record is from RefSeq and is a predicted model, not a curated record. Gene Ontology annotation, biological process: actin filament organization; vesicle transport along actin filament. NCBI's taxonomy places the organism in Eukaryota, Fungi, Ascomycota, Eurotiomycetes, Eurotiales, Aspergillaceae. Gene Ontology annotation, molecular function: microfilament motor activity; actin filament binding; ATP binding.